This is a messenger RNA of Belonocnema kinseyi, 1446 nucleotides long. RefSeq names its product zinc finger protein 208-like. NCBI's taxonomy places the organism in Eukaryota, Metazoa, Arthropoda, Insecta, Hymenoptera, Cynipidae. The transcript has 7 exons. Bases 1 to 1203 code for a protein of 400 amino acids. The record is from RefSeq and is a predicted model, not a curated record. Gene Ontology annotation, cellular component: nucleus.
AUGGAAUACGACAUUGAUAAAACUGUGGAAAUCAAGAAAGAAAUCACCGAAGAUCCAGAGACAAUUACAGGUCAACAGAGUACUUCAGAUACCGCCGGGAAUUCCAAGAGUGAUUUGAAAAAAUCAACAGAAGGGCAAGAUAGUGGGCUAUUUGCUUUUCAAACUAUUUACAUUUCUUCUGCCAAUAAGCCUGCUGCCGAGACUUUAAUUAAAUACGAAAUUGAUGAAACAUUGGAAAUCAAGGAUGCAAUCAUCCAAGAUCGAGAAAAACCUACAUUACGAAAACGCAAAAUCAAGAGGAAGAAAAUUCAUUGUUUAAACCCGGAUAGAAAGUACAAAUGCGAAGAAUGUGAGCGAAGCUAUGUUCAGAAACAAAAGAAAACAAAGAGUGCUUCGAAAGAAACAAGAAUAAAAUCAACAGGGGAAUAUCGAACAUAUCCUUCAAUAUUCCGGUGGGAAGAUCACAAUCUACUGCCCAGAAGUCUUGAAGAGGAUUUGAAUCCCGGGAUUGAAUUUAUCAGUGUUGAAACCUUAAAAAUCAACGAAAAAAUUAUCGAAGAAAAGUCAAAGAGUGAAUCAGAAAAAUCAUAUCCUUUAGCGAACCAAUGGGAACAUCACAAUGAAUUGCUUAUAAAUACUAAAAAGGACAUUACCUGCAGAAUUGAAUAUAGUAAUGAUGAAGCUUUGGACAUCAAGGAAGGAAUUAUUGAAACAAAUGGGAAUUAUUCGAAAAAAGAGGUAAAGCUAAGCGAUAAUCGAAAGUAUCAUCCAAAAUUGUUCGAAGUACAUCAGGCCAAAAGGAACCCGACAAAUGAAGAUUCGAAUAAGAAAUCGGAAAGGAAACACAAAUGCGAAAAAUGUGCUCGAACCUAUAAACAAAGGCGUCUUUUGAAUCAACAUCAAAGAUUCGAAUGCGAUGGCAUUCCAAAAUUCGGGUGUUAUAUCUGCGGCAAACGAUUUGCACGGCAACCAACCGUUUGGCGCCAUAUAGAACAAGUGCAUAAAAAAAUAAACUUAAAUAAAUCGAAAGAAAGGUUUAAUUGUGACAAAUGUUCUCUAAGCUAUGCUUCGCAAAGUGGUUUAAAUAGACAUAAAUAUGUAAAACACGAAGAAUUUACAAGACAAUAUAUUUGCCAUGAGUGUGAUUACAAAACGACUGAAAAGGGGAACUUGUGCAAACAUAUUGCACGUCAUCUCAAGUAAUUAAGUUAUACGUACACAAAACUUGCACUGAUGUCUACCACAAUUUUAUUACCAUACUUAAUGCUUUUACCUAAUUAAUUUGUUUAUUUUUGUACAAAAAAGAAUAGUUUAAACUUCUUUUUAAUUUAUAAGAAACUGCACAAUUAUUUUUACAUUAAAUGGAAGAAAGUACGGGGUUGAGAGAAAAAUCAUCAAAAUAUUAUAUUUUUUUGUGUCACCCUAAUAUACACUAAUACGCAUGAA